AUGGAAACAAAACAUACGGAUAAAUCGGAUAGUGAUAGUGGCAAUCAAUCGGGUUCAAUUUCCACAUCGGAAUUUUUAGAUUUUUUAAAGUUAGCAUGCCAUGUACACGAGUCAAUUAUUCUUAAGAAUGAAAAUGGUAAAAAUGUGGAUUUCAACGCAUUAGCAAAAUACGAAUUAGUGAACAGACUAUUGAAUUCAAAAUCAGGUCAAAGUCCCAAAUUAAACGUGCCUGAAGAUGGUUGUAGCACGGAUAAAAAUGAUGGAAGUUCUCAAAUUGAAAGUAAUUUGGUCCAGAAAUGGAAUCGAAGCUUCAAAGGGCGGCACAGUUUCAAUGAGAAAUUACCAUUGGAUUCAAUUCUUACCGAAAAAUUGAAUGAAGUCAUUAGCGAAGGAAUUUUAGACUCAAUUUUACCAUUUAUUUGUGCAGCAAAUUUGCCGACACAAAGUGAUAAAUUGAAUGUGAGCCACACAUGCGGUUUAAAAACGAAAUCAAACGGCAAUGCAAAAUUGUUGAGUCCACGAAUAGUUGUGAAUAAUGGUGAAACGACAAAUACCAGCAGAUCGAGUAAUGAAAAUCCAAAUCUAAGAUCAUCAUCGAAAGAAGGACAUCAACGCCGAAAAUCGAGUCAAUCACUCGGUUUGCUAUCCGAUCACGAAGUCUUGAUUCAUGUUUGUGAUGAGGUUAAAGGAACGUCCAAGGAUUUUUCAUGUCCGCAAAGAUUGUUGGUUACAAAAAUGGGCUAUUUCGCUGAUGUAACAGCUGGUCAACGGCUCGAGGACAUGGACAUUUCGGUUCAUUGUGAUUUACAAAUAUUUGAAUGGCUCAUGCGAUGGGUUAAAAAGGAUGCACUCUCCGAAGAAAUGUGGCCACUACUUGAUUCAAUAAAUGUUGUUCCUAUUCUCGUUUCUGCUGGUUUUCUACAAAUGGAACCACUUUUGUUAGAUUGUUUAGCUUAUUGUCAUGCAAAUUUAAAUGAAAUUGUUAAAGCGUCCGCAAAUUUAUCCUGUCUGAAUGAAAGUAUUAUAUCACGAUUGGCCGCAAUGUUUACAAAUUUAGAAUUAGAAAUGGUUAAAGAUAAAAAGGAGCGCGUUACACCGCGCAUAUGGAUUAAAAUGAUUCAAAGUUUAUGUGAACCACCACAAGCACUCAGAGGACAUUAUGGCAGUCUUUGUGAUUUAUUUCGAUGUUCACGGUGCCUAAAAUGUGUCAAUGAAUCGAUGGCGACUAUAAUUCACUGUGAUCCUUCAAAUAUGCAUUUGAAUCGAUACGGCCAAGUAAUAAGUCAACAUUGUCGGGAUACAUCAUGGAAUUUUAAUCAUUUUAUUUCAACACUGUAUAAAGAGCUCAAAUCUUGGCGAAAAGUUUAUUGGCGUCUAUGGGGGAAUGUUCAUUAUUUAUAUUGCGCAACAUGUGAAAGCUACUUUCCAUUGUACCAGAUGAACUGGUGUUUGUAUCAUUCAGAGCAAGCGCAAUUUUUGGGACCUGUAACGGAAACCAGAAUGCCAGGACCAGCUGGAAGAUACACAUGCUGUGGCCAACAAGCAUUUCGCUACGAAACUCUGCCGGGACCAAUGGGAUGCCAAUAUCGAGAGCAUACUGUGCAAAUACUUAACGACAAGGAUCGUGCCAUAUUAAAAUUGGCUCAAGUAGCGGCCGAAGGAAAUUGUUUAUAUGAACCACCACCAAGUAAACUACUGAAGGCCAGUGUUCUGAAUGAAACAUGGUGGAAUGGCAUUAUACUAACGCCGACAAAAGAUCGUCCGGGACUAUUACCUCCAAUUGUACUCGCUGUGGAGAAUCGGAAUGGACGUGCCAAAGUGUGCAUUCAGUCUUCGGCCUCAUUUGAAUCGAGCAGUGACAGUGAAUCGAGUAAUAAUUAUAAAACAAAUAAAUUGCUAAAGCAAUUCUCAACAACGAGCAGUGAUGGAUGUGAAUCAGAUUACAGCAGCCCACGACCUGUAAAACCAAGAAUGAGACCAGUGCAAAGUCGCAAGCCAAAACCAAGUGGACGUCAUUGGUCGGGUGAGAUUUCGGCACGCAGCAAUCAAGAUAAUCAAAGAGAAUUUGAAGAACGUGCCAUGCGACACAUAAUAUCAAUGGUACGAAAAAAAGUCGGAAACGAAAAUCAAAUUCAACAAGAAUCACAAUCAAUUGGGGGUAGUUAUGUGCAUUUGGAAGCCGAAUGGCGAGAGAAACAUCGUCAAAAUAAAGUCAAACUAACCGGCAAAUAAGAAUGGAAAAAAAUAAACACCGAAAAUAUCUUCAUUUAUCAAUUUAAUUUCGAUUUUUAAUCAUGAACUUACAUUUAUAUAAAUUGAGAAGCAUCUCUU
Messenger RNA from Contarinia nasturtii (swede midge), 2331 nucleotides. RefSeq lists its product as uncharacterized. The record is from RefSeq and is a predicted model, not a curated record. Lineage: Eukaryota; Metazoa; Arthropoda; Insecta; Diptera; Cecidomyiidae. Bases 1 to 2232 code for a protein of 743 amino acids. The transcript has 10 exons.